AUGAGGUUCCUAACGGGACUGCUCGUGUUGGGCAUGUCCCUUUGGACAACCCAAGCUUAUGAGAUUGGACUGAGCGAGAAGGAAGGCUAUCAAGAAUACUGUACCGGCAUGUACAGCAAAACCUCAUGGGGUGGGCCCGUUGACCCAUUCAUCCUCGUCAAGUUCCUCAACACCAGCAACUCCGAUGUAAAGGAUCCGAUUGCGAGCCUGGUGAUAUUUGAGUGGAAGGACCGAAACCUCGUUGGAAUCCCCGAUCCGAAUACUCCCGGCAACCGACUUGGCGUCUGUGGUGACGAUUUCGUCAAGCAAGGUUACUGUAACAAGACCGAUAUUGGCAAAUUCAUCCUGCAUCCCGACGUCCACAAGAAGUCUUCGAGCGUGGUCCUCACAAAGGCUGUCCACCUCAACGAUGCGGCUCCAAUCAAUUAUGCUAUCAAGAAGACCGGAUACUACUGCGUUCUUACAGAUGUGGUAAACACAAAGAAGUACGACCUAGUAGUCGAAUAUCGCAACGCUUAUGGCGAGCUAGAGGCAACCCAGAUUCCUAAGUUGCCCUUCUAUGGUGGCAUGAGUAUUUUGUAUGCUCUCCUUGCUGCCUACUGGGGUUUCUUGUACUAUCAGCACAGGCAUGACAUAUUGGCUGUGCAAAACUACAUCACGGCCAUUCUCGUUUUCUUAGUGGUGGAAAUGCUCAUAACAUGGGGUUUCUAUGAAUACCAGAACCGCCAUGGCUCCAAUGUUGGCUCGAAGGUUUUCCUUACCAUUGUUGGAAUUCUUAACGCUGGCCGAAACUCAUUCUCGUUCUUCUUGCUGCUUAUUGUCUGCAUGGGCUAUGGUGUUGUGAAGCACACCCUCGGUAGGACCAUGAUUAGGGUGCGAUGGCUUGCAGCGGCUCAUUUCCUGUUUGGACUGGUCUACUCACUGACUUUCCUCUCCAUCACCCCUGAGACAGCUGGCCCAUUUGUGCUUCUUAUCGUCCUACCCCUGGCGGGCACAUUGACUGCCUUCUAUGUCUGGACACUCAACUCACUCAACUGGACACUCAAGGAUCUCCGCGAGCGAAAGCAGCACGCAAAGGAAGCCAUGUACCGAAAGCUCUGGUGGGCCAUCCUCAUCAGUGUCAUGGUCAUCUUUGGUUUCUUCUUCUUCAACAGCUUCACCUUUGCCUCAGCCAGCGAUCCCGACUUUGUUCCUUUCCACUGGAAAACACGAUGGUUCAUCCUCGAUGGCUGGUUGAACGUUGUCUACUUUGCUGACGUCGCAUGGAUCGCCUACCUUUGGCGCCCUACUUCCAACAACCGCCGCUUUGCCAUGAGUGAUGAGAUUGCUCAAGAUGACGAUGGCAACUUUGACCUUGGCGAUAUCGGUGUUCCAGGAGAAGACUCGGAUGACGAGGACGUCGAAGUGGGCAAGACUCGCAACGACUCAAGCAACGCCAAUGUCCUCUCCUUUUCAAGUGCGUCGCAGAGCAGCGCUCAGCCACCCAGAAACAAUACUCGUACCGCUCCUCGUGAGUCACUGGAGAAUGAGACCAUUUUUGCUAUAGGCGAGGAUGGCGACAAGUUUUCAGACGAUGGAAGUGACGAGGAGGACGCAAAGCUUGUGAAAACGAAGUAA
Messenger RNA from Fusarium proliferatum ET1, 1617 nucleotides. RefSeq lists its product as uncharacterized. Gene Ontology annotation, cellular component: membrane; Golgi apparatus. The transcript has 7 exons. The record is from RefSeq and is a predicted model, not a curated record. Gene Ontology annotation, biological process: retrograde transport, endosome to Golgi. NCBI's taxonomy places the organism in Eukaryota, Fungi, Ascomycota, Sordariomycetes, Hypocreales, Nectriaceae. Bases 1 to 1617 code for a protein of 538 amino acids.